AUGUCCAGCGACAAUUCCGCAACCAAGAUCGACGAGAAAAUGCAAUCCGAAGACAGCUCCAUGGCCGGCGAGUCCGCCCUCAAGGGCAAGGGCAAGGCCGUCGAAGAGCCACAAGACAUGAGUAUGGAUGACGAUGAGAGCUCCGAAGAAUCUGCCGCUGAAGACCAUGCCAACAUUCUGACAGCGCGACCAGCCGAGGAAGAAGAUGAAGACGAAGACAACAUGGAGGAAAUCGACACCGACAACAUCCUCGACACCGGACGCCGCACUCGAGGCAAGGAAAUCGACUUCGCAAAAGCCGCGCAGGAUGAUGCCGCCGCGGAUGAGGACGACGAUGACGAUGAAGACUUCGUAGAGGAUGACGACGCUAUGGAGCAAUGA
This is a messenger RNA of Coniosporium apollinis CBS 100218, 381 nucleotides long. RefSeq lists its product as uncharacterized. The record is from RefSeq and is a predicted model, not a curated record. Bases 1 to 381 code for a protein of 126 amino acids. Lineage: Eukaryota; Fungi; Ascomycota; Dothideomycetes. The transcript has 2 exons.